Molecule: messenger RNA, 402 nt
Organism: Sesamum indicum (sesame)
Lineage: Eukaryota; Viridiplantae; Streptophyta; Magnoliopsida; Lamiales; Pedaliaceae
Source: RefSeq, a predicted model, not a curated record
UCAAUCAUCUUACCUUCAAACCAUAACCUUUUCUUUGUUCUUUAAAAGUUUUAGAGAAGAAAAUAAAAUAAAAUGUCAAGCACUCAAUUCAAUGCUGGACAGGCCCAUGGCCAGACUCAGCUGCAGAGAACACCCAAGGCCAAGCCCAACAAACGAGGGAGGAAACCGCUGGAUUCCUUCAGCAGACUGGAGAGCAAGUGGUUAACAUGGCUCAGGGUGCCAUUGAUGGAGUGAAGAACAGUCUGGGGAUGGGCGAGAAGAAGUGAAACCAAGUCCCAUGAUGUCUUAGGGCUUAUGGCUUCCUUUAUUGUUUUAAUAAUAAGAGCUAAAUUUAGCAUAGCAAAUGUUUUAGGGUGUGACACAGUUUUAGAUGGUUAUUAGAAUUUUUACAUUUUUCUUUAA